AUGGAUCAAACAGGUGGUAAUACUCGUUCCGAAUCUUCAGUUCCUCCACCACCGUCUCAACAUCCCGAAGUUACUUCAGGUAGUAGCAGUCAUCCUUACUCUCGAAAGGAUCGCUCCGCAUCACCACCUCGUGGUUAUCGACGUUCAUCUUACUCUCCAAGACGUCGAAGUCCUUCUCCGAGGAAUUAUCGUACCGCUAGAGACGACAGAUAUAGAGAUGAUCGUUAUGCUAGAGAUGAUCGUUAUGAUCGUGGAUAUAGAGGAGGUGGUUAUAGGGAAGAAAGAGGUUACCGUGAUAAUCCUUAUGGUUCUGAAAGAAGAGGUCCUCCACGAAGAAGUAAACCUAUUGAUCGUGGAUCCGAUAAGGAAAGACGUGACUCCACUACUCUUUAUGUUGGUAAUCUUCCUUAUGCGUUCCGUGAACAAGAUGUAGCCGACAUGUUUGAACGUUAUGGUCGUCUACGGAAAGUAACUGUUCAAAUUGAUCAUUAUACUGGAAGGAAUAAAGGUUUCGCAUUUGUUGAGUUUGAAGAUCGAAGAGAUGCGGAAGAUGCCUUUGAUAAAUACAACGGAACCAAUGUCGAGGGCCAUCAGCAUCGUAGAGAUAAAUAUGCGCCUCCAGAUUAUGGACGUUCUGCGGAACCUUAUCCACGUGGUUCAUCUCCGCUUGGUCUACGUGGAUUUAGUCCGAACUAUAGAACCGGUGCAGGUGCAACAUCGCCCAGCCCUUACCGUCGAUGA
This is a messenger RNA of Diversispora eburnea, 741 nucleotides long. Lineage: Eukaryota; Fungi; Glomeromycota; Glomeromycetes; Diversisporales; Diversisporaceae. The record is from the annotation of a GenBank genome assembly.